Molecule: messenger RNA, 15631 nt
Organism: Porites lobata
Lineage: Eukaryota; Metazoa; Cnidaria; Anthozoa; Scleractinia; Poritidae
Source: the annotation of a GenBank genome assembly
AAUAACUCAAGAUGGCCGACACAUUGGCCCAUUACUUUUUUGCUGAUUAAUACCUGGCUUUUGCCACUGGUGCGUUGAGUAGAUCUUACUAGUUCACCAUUCUCUGCUUUUAAGCAAUUGCUAAGCGUGGGAGUUUUAACUCAAAGAAAGAUGGACCUUCACAGAGAAACAAACACCGUAGAAAUACCUCGCCUGAACAUACAGUGGGAUUGGAAAGAGGCUCUGAGGUGUGUUGGAUAUAUACCAGUCAAUUCCAAAACCGUCCAUCUCCCCUCCGCGCAUAGCCCGGGCAUUUGACUGGAGUUUUACUCCGUGCAGUGGGGAAUUUGACCCAAAUUGAGGCCUGCCCGGUCGGGCAUUUGACUUUCGUGUCAAAACGAAUGUCAGCUUCGCAGGCAAAGGCUUUCGUAAUUCUUUCCGCAUUCAGCAUGUGCACCGCGUUCUCGGGUCAUUGCCCCUAUACUCAACGUUUUGGUAGAGCAUUUGAGAGCCUUUGAUAAAGCCCGUUAAAUGUGGACUUUUUAGAAUGAACAAUUUUAUUGAAAUUAACAAAUCUCCGUAGACAGCUUUCCGAGACUUCUAUGUGUUUGUAAUGGUAUUGGGACUGUGUGGAGUCCAAUUCGGUCUGUAAUCCUACUAGUGAUUAACAAAAUCAGACAACUGCUUAGCAGGAGUCCGAUUUGUUUAAUCACGAGUAUGAUUAUUACGGACCAAAUUGGACGAGGCGAAGUUCUGUUACCAAUUAAUCAUAACAUUAACAAAUUUGUGAUAUAUAAGGCUCUUUUUAAAAUCAAAACACAAGAAAUUGCAAGAUUUGUUUUUGCUAGCAAUGAAAAAAACAGCCAUUUAAGCUCGCGUAUGAUGGCGUAUACUGUCCAAUUACUUAGACAUGACAUGUACUGUCCUAUUAAGGCUGAAAUCAGGCAGUUGAUAACCAAUUGUUAUAGUUAUGAUUAUAUAAUCACAUUUAAAUGUAAACAGUUUGACGCAUGGGAAAAUUUUUGAAUAGUUGCUGGUGGGUAAGGGAUUUGUCACUUUUUGAAUCCUUAGCCGGUGGGGCACUUCACCAUCUAAACUGCCAACAUACAGGGAAAUUUGAGCAAAAUUGUUUCAAAAAAGUCAAAUGCCUAGUGGGGAGUGGGGGGGAGCAUGGGCGGUUUUGGAAUUAACUGUUACAUUAGGUUAAAUAUGCCCUGGACAUGCAAAACACGUUGUAAGGAAAGAUGAAUAAGUAUGCCCCAACUAGUUUCAUUAACGAAUUAGGUUUAAUUUUGUAAAUUUGCUGUUGUCGAUAGAAAUCCUGGAGGAAAGGCUUGGAUCUCAUGUUCAUGGGCUAGUAAGUAUAUCUGAUUUUCUUAAAAUUUGUUUUUAAAACUUGUAAACUAAUGUUAAGUCUGCAAUCUGAACAAAGCACGUAUCAUCCCUGGAUUCAGUGCAAUAGAGGUCUUAAAAUCAAAUGUUCCUUGUCCUCGCUUGGGACUGCUUAGUGAAACACAGUCAUGUAACUUGUUGAGCUUGGGGUACCUCUACUAGCUUGAACUAAAAUCGCGUUGAUUAUGAUCUGUCCAUCACAGUCCUGAAUUGGAAAGGAUAAAAUGUACAAGAGCUGGUAUUGCAAUCAGUAGCAGAUCUUUUGGAAAGCUGUUUUUAACUGAUCUGACUUUCCUUAAAAAGAGGAAAAGCUUUCAACUUGACUAGUUGGUGAAGAAACUAAUGAUUUACCAUUAGCUUAACUUUUGGUACUUCAGCAAGAUGAGAACCAAAACCUAUUGUGAGUUUUCCUUGCUUACUCCCACUAUUGACAGGACUUUUCGCUAUCUAUACCAUUAAUCCUGUUCAUAAUUACCGGUAUAUUUGUCCGUUUUUCUUGUCGCCAGAUUUAACCGAUUAGCCCUCAUCUUACAUGGUUGGCAGUCAAAAAACGCGCGAAGAUAGACUACUGAAAGCCAAUGUCCACUAACAACAAAACAGGAUACUAGGCUCUUAAUGUUUUUAGUUUGUGAUAAGAGGAAAAAUUGUCUCAUAGAUCAGCCCACAGUUUAUGGUGAACUUGUAUCUCAUGAAAAUGUGGAUGGUGGUAACAGGGGCCCCUUAAGUAUCCAAGCUUCAGAUGGAUUUAUAUUUGAAACUGUUAACAAGGUUGGUAACUGUUAAAUUAAUUUUAUCUUGUUAUUUAUUGUGGUUAUCCAAGGUUAAUUCUCGCAUUUAAAUCUGAAAUCCUACCUCUCCUCACACACUCAUACAGUUUUCAGGAGGGGAAUCGGAAGGGUGCAAAGCGCAAUUUAGUAGCAAUCUUUUCAUAUUUUGGGUAAUCUUUCAUCUAGCUGGAAGUAACAUUUGUUACAUCUUUCAUUAUAUCACAGUGGGAAUUCUCAAACUGGGACAAGUUUUUUUGCACAUGGACCAAUACAAUUCAAGAAUUCAACUAUUCAACAGUUGAAAAAUUUAAAAACGUUUGAACUUAAAAAACCCAAUCUUUUGGGAAACAGCCCUCAAAUUUAUGAAUGUUGUUGAUCUGUUUGCAAAAGAAAGAAAAAUCCAGAAUAUUUUCGUCAAAAAAGUGUUGUGAUUGGACAAUCUUCUUCUGAGUGUCCCAGUUUGAGUCUCCGCACUGUAAGUCUAUAUUAUAGCGGAGCUCCUCGCGCGCGCAAAGCGCGCGCAGAGCGGAGCACCAUGGGUAAGAAAAUUUGGUAAACUAUCCAUCUGAGAAAAUUUGGUUAUGACAUAGCGUACGCCCGCCCGCCCGCCCGCCCGCCCGCCCGCCCAACCGUACACACGCUUCAUGUAAGCCGAUGUCAAAUGUCACAAAGGAUCUUGCACAACUUGACUCGCCUCUUAGUUAUGUAAGCCAUCCGUAUGAGUACGAUUAGAUUGACAGCUGUCAAAAUUAGGCAUCCGCUGACAAUUAUCACAUGACUAUCUCGCGGGCUCAGAUGAAAGACCAGUCGUUUUGCCCCUACAUAUAAGCGGAUAUAAUAUGUCACACUUACCAAUUCAACAUAAAAACAAAACUACGCUGGGCAAGGCUGUCAGUUGGCUGACAGUCGUUUAAAGAUAUAUUGGCAAGCCAAAUUAAGGUCAAUUGACAGCUGUCAAAAUGGGACAUGUGCAGACCACUAUUAGAAAACUAAUAACGUGGGCUCAGGUUCGCUCAGGUACACGAUCUGGCAUUUUCCACUAUAUGCUGGACGGAGAUGUCUUACUCACACUCGUAGUCUGUUAAUUCGAAUAUUCGCCAUUGUAAUGAAGGUUAAUUGACAGCUGUCAAACUAGAGUAUACGCUGACCAUCAUCAUCUGAGUGUAUCGCGGGCUCAUUAGCCUAUCCAUUGAGGUCACGUAGUGUUUAAAGUUUUGCGCUGAUAUUUUAUUUGAUCACGGGCUCAAUUCGAAGUCCCAUAGCUUAGAAAAUCGAUCCAUCUUAGAAAAUUCAGCAAUCACGUGACCGUACACCGACCACCCGACCUUCUGUCCGUUCGCACCACAGGUAUACCAAUGUUUAAUCUCACACUUUCUAGCUAGUUUGGGAGCCUGCAACCUGAUAUUGUACAUCCAUGUUUUGAUUAAUUGACAGCAGUCAAAAUAGUGUUACUGCUGACCAGUAUCGCCUGACCCUAUCGUGGGCUCAGGUAUCGACCCACUGAGUUCGAGUGUUUUUUAACGUAUCCGCUGACAGGUUGCUACUUUUCAAUUAUCGCAGGCUCAAGUUCAAUUUUUUUUAAAAGCAUAUGAAAUAAGUCGAGUUCAUGAGCCGCACUUUUAAAAUGUUGAUUUCGAACUGACCUCGGACGCCGAAAAUUCAACCGGCUUUUACAUUUACAUGCGGGAAGGCAAUCACUUUUGACUUUUCUCACUGUCACGCGUUGAUCACGCCGCUACGCUCAAUUUUUAUGUUCUGAUUGGUCAAAAUUUGACAGGUGAGUUCAUGCGGAAAAUUUAUGCAGCGCCUGGAAACUUGCUUACUGAUAGCUGGAGCUUACAGAGUUUUGUGUCAUCUUGUGAUGUUUUAAACUGGCUGUUUCUACUUGGUUUACAAAAUGAAAUACAGCUGCUAUCAAGAUUGUUCUGUAAUUCAUGGCUGGUUUGUUUAUUGCGCUCUUUGUUGACAAGUGCACCGCUUGUCAAAGUCAUUGGAAAUCGAUUUCGGAUGGCAUCGUUUUCAAAAAUGAGCCUACUCACUUGCCCUUGCUUGAGGCGUAAGAGGGUUGAAAAUUCUGGAACACUUGAUGACCUUCAGAAGCAGCUUCUCGACUGGUAAGCCUGAGAAAUUGUUGUCUUUGAUGUGUUUUUUUUUUUUUCGGUUUCCUGAAGUCGAGCGUAUGGUUUAUGCGGCUUAAGUUUAUAUACGAGCAAUGAUCUAACCUACAAUAGUAUCAGGUUUAAAAAGCCUUUAGACAUUUUUUUUGACCUCAAAUUCAAAGAAAAUGUUCAAGAUUAUUUACUUAUGAUUUUGACUGUAAAAAGAAAGCCCUGAGCGAUUUUCUUGCCUCGAGUUCAUCUUGAAAAAGAGCAAACACCGGAAGCCGGCUUAAAAGAUAAAUAAGCUUAUGCUUACCUGACUCAUGAUUUUCAAAGACACUUUACUCUCAAUACUUCUCUUCGUGAAUGAAAAUUAUUGUCUCUGUACGUGUUUCACCGAAUUAUAUUUAUUUUAUUGAUUGUUAGUAGUCCCUCUCGCAAUUUUUAUCGUUGCAAUCGGUUGUAUCCAGUCGAACAUAGACAUCUCAUGCAGGAAUACUCAAAACGCCGCGCGUAAAUAUCACUCGCUUUUAAAGAUUACACAUAACAAAACCGUCUGCAGUUUAAUAAAUAAAGGGAAAUAAAACCUAAACAUACAAUUUAUCUAUCAUGUUGAAGCGUAAAUAGUAACUCUAUUAAUCGCACUGCAAAUUUAGUACCUGUCAAAAGUGAGCCCCGUCCGCUGGCGAAAAAGUGAUUUUGGGAAUUUUUUUAUCGUUUUCAUUAAAAGCCCAUUUUACCCUGCAUAUCACAUAGGACCAGAUUUUUCUAACUGAAAGUCCUGGCAUUAUAGAAUUCUCUUCAUGAAAACGUUUUAUAAUUCAAUGCUAUAAUUUGUUGUGCAAAGGAAGCGCGUGCUUUGAUCGUCGUGGAUAUUGAAUGAGUGCAAAUUUUCUUGCAAAAUUGUGAAAAACUGCAGAAUUAUAGGUUUAAAUAGGGCAAAAAAGAACAAAUUCUGUCCGAGGUCUGUAUGAUAAAAACAAGGGCCUCAUAGUACUGUUUACCUGAGACGUGAUGAGAAAAAGUACGUUUAAAAGGCUGGUUUACACUCCACCAGAUUCGUUGCCAAGAUUUACUAGUAAACUAAACUUGUCGAACAUAAAAAAUCCGGCCUGAUUUUUUAUUUUGGCCUCUCUUUUAGACAGAGGAAUGCAACGUGUAAAUUGACUGCCACCGAGGACUAUCGUGGCACCUGUGUUUCUUAAAAUUAUAUUUCGGGGUUGUCCAAUUAUCCAUAGUCUCUCAAACGGAGCAAUGUUGGAGAGAGUGGUGAAUGCCACAUUAUGAUUCAACAGCUAAUGCAAAUACAAUACACGAAUAGGUAGGUCUAUUUGUUUUCCAGGCCUAAUCUACUGUGAUCGAACAUGAUUGCUAUUUUUGGGUGUACAAAUAAGAUUAUUUAAUAACUCGAUGUAAAAGCUGUUUCACUCUUGGACUGUCAAAUUAUUUUUCUCUAAAAUCACUUAGCCUUUGCCUCAAACGUCAAAUGAAUGUGCCCUGAUCUGCGGAUUACAAGUUUAUUGUUUGAUUUAAAUUAUGAAUUUAUUAACGGGAACUUCGCUUUUAGCCCUGGCUAAAUCUAUAUAUUAUACUAUCAUGCUUCUAAUGGUUUACAUAUUGGAACCCUUCUAUGAAGCACUUUGCUUGAUUAGAAGGAUACUCAAUAAAGAUUAUUAUACUGUACUGCCAUGUAAUAACCACAAUAGUAAAGUUAAUGAUAGUUAAAGUUAAUAGUGGUUGCAAUAUUUUACAGGAAAAUUAUGUAUUCUAUCUUGUUCUCUAUUUCUAGAGCAGUCUAACACUUUCAUAUUCAGAAAGGAGAUGUACCACAAAGUUUAUUUCACCAACUGCAGUUCUUGCAAAUCUCCACAAGAAAAGCGUAAGUGUUUUCCAUAAAUAAUUAAUGUACAAUGAGACCACCACGAAUCUCCAUUGUGUUGAAAUUCUCAGUAACCUGCAAGAGUUCUGGUUACUUUACUGAGAAAAAAAAGACACUGUGGCAACAACAAAAAUCCCUUUUUUUGGCUAUCCCUUCCUCUAUUCUCCUAAAAAAAAAUUUAACAUUGCUCGAAUUAGGUUUCAACUGCUCGAAACUUGUGAAGUACAUUAAAAACCUGCGAGUAAGAACCUGCAUUUUCCAAAGUUAGCCUAAAUGGGUUCUUACAUAAAUGGUAAUUAACCCAAAUCUUGGUUAUAGGUUCUUAAAUAGGUUCUUAUUUUCUGGAGGAAAAAAUAGACAUUGUCACGGCUAAGAACAUUAGUCAUAUUCAGAUUAUUCCUUAUUUAAAAUCUGCAUACCAUUUACAUAAUUGCUCCUGGAGUGAUGAGGCACUUGAUGUAUAUGUCUCCAAAGAGGAUCCUGAAAGUUGACUGAUCUUAUUUACCCAAGGGUACAGAAUUUUUUUUUUUAUAGAUUUUAGAAAACAUGAACCUGUUUCAAAUUUCAGACUGCAUUGGUUUUUUAAACCAAAAGCUAAAUAUCCCUCCUUUCAGAACGGCCUCCAGACAGAGAACUUUUAAUUACAGGACUUUUAUAUUGCUUUGGAACAGUGUAGAACCCCCUAGCUUUUCUUACAUUUUUUUAACAUCUCUUAAGGAACCAGCUUUUAGAUUUAGUAUUGUAAUUUGUAAUUAGUUAAGCAUUGUAAUUAUUAUUAUUAGUACUAAGGUUGAGUGUUGUAAUUAGUUACAUGCUUGUAAAUAAUUCCUGAAAAUCCCCUUUGGGGAGGAAACAUUAAAGUAUGUAUGUAUGUAUAGAGGGGGCCUAACAGGCAAAUUCUAGCCUAACAGGUUAUUACUCGCAGCUUUUUAAGGUAUUGCUGAAGUGUUUCAUGAAUGAAGGAAGCAGUCAAGGAAGUUGCAUCCAUACAUGUUGGCAUGUAGAUUGGCAUGCUUGAGGUUUUCUCAGCAUGUUUAUUAUUCCGAUGAAAGGUUUUUAUAUCUACUAUAGCAGGCACGGAUGUAGGAUAAAUAAUGACCAAUUUCCCAACCGAGUGCCGAAGGCAAAAGCUUCCAGGGGAGUUUGGGGGCAUACUCCCACGGGAGAUUUUUUGGAUUUUACAGUUAACUCCCUAAGUCCUCUUUCCUGGGUUUCCGAGUCAUUCAGACAGGAUAUUGGCUAUAUUUCAACUUGGAAAUUUUUUUACUACUGAAAGUAUAUUUACUGUGGAAACUGGUGUGGAUCUGCGGCCAUAUAGUGUAGAAAACAUACAAAACAUAUGAAUGAAAUGGUACUGUACAGUCAUGUCUAGUCAGGCAUACCUCCAAGAUGGCAUUAACGUAUUCACAAUUGAACUGCUGGUAAAGCUCAUGCAUUUCCUCUUCCUUUUCACUUGUGACAUCAUCAGAAUGUAAUGCUUAUAGACAACUUUGACACUUUAUGUGCAGCCGGGAAGAGAUCUUUCAAACCACACCCAAAUGAGGGUAUGGGAAAAAUGCAAAGAGAAAAAACAAACAAACAAAAAGAACAAACAAUCCAAAAGACAUGCAAAUUUGACCAGGAAAUAAUAGUAAACACCUUGUUCCACUACCCACCUUUCAAGUGACUUAGAGGGUAAACGAGAAUUUUGGCAGCAGUGUUUCUUCCAUUUGGUAAAAAAGGGUGGUAAAAAAUGUAAGGGAUUUGCUGCAAGGGAAUCGAGGUUAAUACAGCGUACGCAUAUCACCAUCUUGUAAAACAUCAAACCCUGUGAUCAAAUUAAAAGAUGCAUAAUAUACUAUUGUCCACAUCCCAUUAUAGCUUCAUGCUCCGCAGUCAUUCAGCAUGGCACUUUCAUGGUAUUUUCAAAAUUGUGAAGCAGUGCAUGGCUACCCAAAGCCCUCCUAUAUCAGUGACGUAUCAUCUGAAAAACGCAAAAUGACCAAGUCUGAAAUGGUGGUAUUUGUGGAGACAUACAUGUAUAUACACUGAAACUCGAUUUUUGUAGCUAAAGCUAAAUCGACGUUUAGUUCUGUGGAGGCUUCCCACGAUGCUUCUUGCUUUUUGCGGGGGUUUGGAUGGAGUUUGACAACACCAUUUUAGGUUUACCUUAAAGUUGUCUUUAUAACGCUUUUGGGUAUGAUAAAUCCAUGUGGUAGCUGGCUGCUGCACCGAUCUGAUUCGCAAUUUACUCGGAUUGUUUUUUUACGGGUUUGUGUCCGCUAAAGAAGCGUCUUCUCGUAGAGCAGUGGAAGGGAAAAUACCUCUUCAACUAGCAGUGGCCCAUACUGGAACUCGUCAACUUGAAAAUAUCGGGAAUUUUAGCCACAACAAACUCAGAAGACAACUGCGAAACAUCAAAUGCUAAGAGGAGCGUAUUAAGCAAACAUAUCAGACAUUUGACGGUGAGAAUCUCCAGGCGUUUUCCCUUUUACACGGAUCUAGAGUUACAAUGCAGCUUCAUCAAAUGAAGAAGGAUACUCGCACUCGUGAACGCAAUUUAUGCAAUUGCGUACGAAGCCGUUCGUCACAGUGCAACUUCAGUUUAAUAUGUUACAUUCUUUAAGCGGCAUAGGACAACGGAAGAGUAUAUACAGUCAUCUGAUGAACUAGCGCUGGCACUUUUGCGAUCGAAGAGCAGUUUCGUUAAAUGGGACAAAAAUCGAAACCAGAUUGAAAUACCAAUCUAAAGGGAGCUAAGAAAGGGAACUUACAGAGCGCUAAAAAAUGGUAAGAGUUUUGUGUAGAGGUUAUAAUCAGUUUCUGAAGAUGUGAUGUGAUAAUUAAGGGAAGAAUAGGUAGCAAGUCGGGUAAGUAGAUGGUAUUCAAAUAAUAUCACAAUCAAUCCUAAUCCAAGACAAAUCUUGGAUUCUGGAUUCACCCUAUGAACUCUGGACUCCUGGGACUGGAUUAGGGAUUCCGGAUUCUGGCGUCCUUGUCAAUGGAACUUGGAUUCUGGAUUCCAAUCGUCAGGGGUAUUCCGGAUUCCCUGAGCUCAAUUCAACAAGCAAGAUUCCACAAUCUGGAUUUUCUGACAUGGAGCAACACACUUCAUGCUUUUUUAAAUUGUUCUUGUAGCACUAAAUACAGUGUUUGACGUAGAAUUCUGAUUACUCCGUUUGUUUCAAUGCAAGGCCACAAUUAUGAACUGAAGCACACACUACCAACUCCGUGUUAUGGCCAGUUGAGCAUGCGUAAGGUACUCACUGGUCAUACCGCGGAGUUGGUAGUGUGUGCCUCAGUUGAUAUCGUGGUCUUGUCUUUCAAUACAGCCUUAGGCAGACUUAGGUAAAACGACCUUGGAUAGAGUAUAGUUUGGCUUCCCUCUUCUGCUUUUUGCGCGUCGACUAACAUAAAUGUGUUAGCAGAGCGUUUUAAGAUUUGAUUAGGAGGUCAAUCCAAUUCAAUACAAGCUACUGUCUUAGAGUCUGAAAACAGAAGUUACACUUGAAAAUUGCGGCACUUAUAAAAGUUUUAUCGAAUUUCACUUUUGUUAAACAAUGAGUUUUCAAAUGUAUGCUAAUGUCUGAAACGCUUUUGUCUACAGAAAUAUCAAUGUUUUCGUAAAUUUUCUCCUACUUCAUUCAGGAUGCCUUACAUCAUAGUAAUCGGUGAAAUUUUCCCUUCUGAAAAACGCUAUUCGAAAACGUAACCAACACUCCGAUAAGUAGGUUCGGGCCUCCUUAAAGAGAUCUAUCUAAAUGUGUAAAAAUCAAAACUCUUUUUUUUAGCCCUGGCUGAUACCCUGAUACACAAGUUGUCACUUUUUAUCUUUAGUCAGCUGCCUGUAGCUGCCGAUCUUCAUUUAGCUAAGAAAACAAACCAUAUUAAAAUCAAGACAAUGUUACACAGGAGUGAUUAUUUUACCACAUUUUUUUUUCACAUUGCUGUUUCAGCUGCUUGCAGUUAACAAUUUCUGUUACGCACAAAAGUUGAUUAAGUUCCAGAAAAUAGUGAAAGGAUCAGAAUUUUUUACAAUUCUUUACAAUUUCUAUUACGCACAAAAAAACAAAGUCAAGUUGAUUAAGUUCCAGAAAAUAAUAAAAGGAUCAGGAUUCUUUAUAGCUGCUAUUUCUGUGCCAUAGUGCGCAUAAGAGAUGUUUAAACUUUGGGUGUUCAUCCGUACGUUUCAAUUUUACUCGUUUUCUCAGUAAAAGUAAUCUCAAGUGAUUAACUUGUCUUGAUGUUCUUCAUCUUGCACCUCCCUUUAUUUUGCUAAAACUUGAACGCAUCCACUUAAUAACAGAUGAUGUGAUUAAUCAGUAUGUUAAUUUUUCUUAAGUGUCCCAAAGAGCGCACUUAUUUCACCCAACAAUUGUUGGUUUCACGCUGGAAGCGAAGUUAGUUUCAAUUAAGCACUUGAUUCUAGGGCACUUGGAAAUCUUAAGUCGCUCUGUAGAAAACAUGGCUUCACACUUGUUGACAAAGUAUAAUCCUUGAAGUAAAAGCUGUCAAUCUCUCCGUUCAUUAGAAUCUUGGAACCGCUGCACGUGCACAUCGUGCACAUGGCUUCCAUUUCUUAUUGGUCAAGUGUGUUCUCAAGUGUGGUGUAGCCGAUACUUGGCUGCAAACUUCGGCUUCUUUGAACUACGAUCGUUUCCAUGGUCACCAAGUUAAGUUGAAGUAGGUACAUCAAAUUUUACCCCUUCACACUAUCAAAGUAGGUUCUAAGUACACUUACAUUAUACUUGAAGCUCCAGUGUGAAGCCAAUAAAUUUCUCACACGUCAGCUUUAUUUGAACCUCAGCUGUACAGAGUAGCUGUAAGAACUAGUUCGAACUAGUAUCUCCGAGAAAGAAAAAAAUGAUAAUGAUAAAAAAAGGAAGACAGGACAAACAAGAAAAGAAAACGUAAAAAAGAAAAUUGAACCUUAAAAAAAAAGAAAGGAAUGUACUUCUCAUAGAAUAUAUAACAACAGCGAUAUGUUUAUUAAAUCGAAAACAGGUUUAAAGUCAUUAAACAAUGUUUUAAUCCCAGGUCCUCAGUGGGUCCGUUCCACAUAGUUGCUGAUGCAUAUCUAAAGGAGUGUCAACCAUCAGUCGUACGUAUCAACAACAACAACAACAACAGCAUAAGCUUUAUUUGCAUGACUAUAAUUAUGUAGUUACAGUAUUGCAAAAGCUUUAAUAUAAAAAAAACAACAAACAAACAAACAAACAAACAAAUCAUAACAAUGAUAAUGCAAUGAUGACUGUAGUCAAUCAAGGGUCAUCAGCAUGACUUGAUAACAAAUUAUUACGUAAAUCAUUACAUAAUGAGACAAAUUUCAACAAAUGUGAAUUUACGGAAAAAUUCUGUGAAUUCAUCAAUUUAAUUAUUAAUUCUGUGUAAGAUAGCUGAUCAAAAUCGACAAAAUUUUGUUGGAUUUGAUCGUAGAAUUUCUCCCUUGGGAUUGAGUAUUUUGGACAAGGGAAGAGAAAAUGAAAUUCGUCUUCAAUUAUACCAGAGUUACAAAUAGGACAGAGUCUAUCGUUGCGGGAAGUUUGAUUAUAUCUUCCAGUUUCAAUCAUGAGUUUGUGGUUACUUAUACGAAUUUUCACUAAAUCUUUCCUAUUCGCAGAAUUUCUAAUUAAGUCUAGAUAACUUGAAAUUUUAUAAUCAUGUUUAAAUAAGCUGUAAAAUUGUAGUUUCUUAGAAUGAUGGAUUGUAUGUUGCCAAUAUGCAAUAUAUUUUUGUUUUAUUAUAUCUAUAUAGUGUUUGAUCUUAGCUUCACUUAAAUUAUUAGGAUCAAAAUCAGGGAGGUCAUAAUAUUCAGAUAUUUUCAUAAGAUUAUUGUAAAAGCUAUUUUUACCAUUACAGUGAAGUUCUAGCGAAGUACGAAAGGCUUGUUUAACAAUAGUAUCCUCGUUUUUACGCAGAAGAUACAAUAUGUAAUAAAGGAUGUUUUUAUAAAUAUUAAUAAUUAAUGGAACCGUCCCAAUUCACUUCUACUUGCAACAUUUGAAGCUUUAUUGCUUAUUUCUAGGUAACGCUUGCAAAAUUUCAAGUGGGUUUUUUCAAUUGGGGUAUUGUCCCAAGCUUUAAAAUCAUGUUUUACAUAUACACCCCAAAUUUCGCUAUUAUAUGAUAAUAUCGGGGAAAUCAUCGUUUCAAAUAUUUUGCAAGCAAGAGAAGGUUUUAAUUUGCUAAAGUUUGUGUGUUUUCUUAAACUAAAAAGAGCAUGAAGAGCCUUCUCCUUCAAGUGUUCGAGGGAGAUAUUAAAAUUACCGGUUGAGGAGAUACGGGUUCCUAAAUAUGUAUAUUCAUGGACAGUAUCAAUGGUUUCUUUACCUAUAUGGAAUUCUAGAUUGGAGUUUUUCUUCGCUCGUUUUUGAAAGACCAUAACUUUGGUCUUUUUGGAAUUUAUAUCUAACAUCCAAGAGUUGCAAAAAGAGGAUAAUGUGUUGAGACAGUUCUGCAAUCCGAUUUUAGAUCGUGAUAUAAUAAUUAAAUCAUCAGCAUAUAAAAGCGAAUUUAAUUUGGUACCAUUUGGAAGGAUGAUAGGGUCUGAUAAAGUAUUUUGAAAUGCGGACGGUAAGUUAUUAACGUAUAAAUUGAAAAGUAAGGGGCUUAAAAUACAGCCCUGGCGUACGCCCCGUGAGAAGCUAAAAGAUUUUGUUUGACUCGUACCUAUUUUCAAUGCACACGAAGAGUUUGAAUAUAGGUUUUGGAUUAACUUAUAGAAAAGUCCGUCAUGCCAGACUGAGUCAAAGGCUUUUCUAAAGUCAACAAAACAAGCGUAUACUUUCUCACCGUGACAGUGUACGUACUUGUCUAUAAGAGUUCGUAAUGUUAGGAGGUGGUCUGAUGUUCGAUUUUUAGGUAAGAAGCCGAUUUGAGACUUAUGGAGUAUGUUCAGCGAAGUGACGUGUUCAAGAAGUCUUUGGUUUAAAAUUGAAAAGAACAACUUUCCUAGACAACUAGAAACACAAAUCCCGCGGUAAUUUGAUGGGUCAUUUCUUACGCCAGAUUUAAAUAUGGGAGUUAUAAGACCGUUGCACCAAUUUUUAGGUACUGUUCCUAAGUUAAGAACAGUAUUAAAAAGUUUAUGGUAAACAGGUAGCAGUGUUGGUAAGCUAGCUUUAAUCGUUUCGUUUCUUAUUUUGUCGGAGUAUGCAGAUUUGUUAUUCUUUAAUUUUCUUGCUGCCUUGCUUAUUUCAGCUUCUGUUAUGAAGUAAUCUAGAGGUCGUGAUUGCAUUAAGACGUCUUCUCGUAUCUAACAGCAAGUUGUUUGAUCCCCAUAGGUUAUAAGAAGUAUUAUUUGAAACAGACCACUUAUGAUAUAUUUCGUCAUCGUGUCAACGUGGAUUGCAUAAUUACAUAAUUUUAUACAGUUUGUGCAACUGUGUAAGGUUUGAACCCAGGAGUCAUUUCAAAAGUAGGUUGAGUAUGAUCGUCCGGGUGAACGCAGUCCUGAAUAGGACUGUUGUUUAUGACAGUGACGGAGGUUUCGAUAGCCUGUCCGGUGCUCAUCUUCAGAGCAAAGUGAGUUCUAUCACGUCUAGCGGUCAGCGGUCAGCGAUGAUGAUGGCCGCGUUUUUUGAAGCUGUAGUUUGCGUUAUUUGUUGGCACUUAGAACAUAUUAUCUUGCUCAAUAUUGACUUGUGUGCGUGUGUGUGUGCGUGCGUGUUUCUGUUUUAAUGAAUAACAAAACUACAAAAGAAUAAAGUCAAUCUUGUUAAAGGGCCUUCUCCAUUCUAAUUUUCUUCUUUUAUUAUCGUUAUUAUGUACCCGUAGUUUAAGCAACUUUGUACCAAUUGAUAUUGUACAAGUAAUGUAUUAUUGAUAUUGUACAACUAUUGUAUUAUUGUACAACUAAUGUAUUAUAGGAUGGAGUAAAAAUACAAUACAAUACAAUAGAAUAUCACGUCAAUUGAUGGUAUUUAACUCUGGUUAUUGACCUGAUUGGUCAAUUAAGUCGUGAUGUUAUUUGCUAUGAAGACUCGUAAUGUCAUUGGUGCGUUUCGAUCUGUCUUAACAUAUAAUGGAUUCCGAUUGGCUAAGUGGGUGUCACUAUCCCUCAGUUGAGUGUAAAUUAUUUGUGAGAUAAAAACAAUCAUCAAAGCAAAAGUCACUCUAGUGUCACGAUCUUUUUCAUUUCUCGUAAGGAUCACACUAUUUUGACCACGUUUCGGGUGAGGUAUUCCACUGCGUAGCAUCAAGGUACUUUAAAAUCCUCGCUUAAUUUAAGGUAAUUUGUUCGCGGUUCUUCAUCGCUAGAUAAGUUUCAGAAUGUGUAAAAUGAUAACGUUUUCCUUUUUGCAGUCUUUAGUGUUUAUAAAGUAAAUAUUCAAGUGUACACAAAAAGAGUUCAGUCGUUAAAAGGAAUCAAGGGCACCCAACGACCGAACGUUUCCAAAUACUUCAAGAGAAAGAAAUGGUUUUCUCUUGGUUAAUUUGGAGCUACCCUGAAAAACUACUUAUCUGUUCGGAUGUCUAAGGGGAACUUUGGUCGUCACGAAAGUCUCAGGUGGCUUUUUCGUCAUCCGAAACCGUUAUCUGCCCUGAUGUGUCCGGUCGAAAGUUCGAGGACGUGGAAUAGUACUUUCAUUAGAAAAUUCUAGGGGAUUUUUUGUCUUUAUGUUUAUAUCAAAAUUUCCAGGAGACCGUUUUUUAACAAUAAUCGCAAUAUCAUGGUCAUGAAAAUCGUGUUAAAAACACAACCUCCGAAAAUCGUGGGUAAGUUAGUAGAACAACUCCGAAUAUCUUCGGAAUUAGCACAAUGGCGGUUGGUGAUGCUUUUGUGGCCUCUGCAUUUCUGCUAAACUUUCUCCUUGUUAACAGUGUAUUAUGUCUGCAUGAACUUUUAUUGCGUUUUAUUCGUAUCUGAAAGGACAACGUUUCCUAGCCAUGGUUGGUAAGCAAUUUUGGUUGCGUUGAAGAAUUUGAUUUGUCUUACUUGUCACUGGUGGAUAAUGUGAAGAGUGAGGCGCAAAUUGACAUAUUGUCACUCCCAGGAGUAACACUUUCACUUCUACUCUUUUCACCGAGAACAACAGAUCAUUUUCACAUGACGUCACGGCAGCCAUAUUUGUGUACAAAACAAUGAAUCGGCGGCCAUGUUUGUCUACAAAAAUAAUCCUGUGUUUCACAUGUUAAAACUUUCUUUUUUUCCAAGCAAUCUGCAAAGCUGCUGACCACGUGACUGAAAACGAUCUAUACCUGCUGUAUAGGCGCUGAAAAUAGCGACGAAUACAUACAUGGUGAAGCAGAAGUUUACCAGAAAUAGAGUUUCGUACUAUACCAAUUCCUUGUCUACCAGACGAAUCCUGCUUCUAGGCGGAGAUGUGGAAACAAAUCCUGGUUGGGAAGAUUCAUCUCGUGAGAAACCCGACUACUUGCAAGAUGUUGCUAGAACGGUCAGACAUGCAUCCAACAAUUUAAAUGUUGCCUACUUAAAUAUUCGUAGCCUCAGCAACAAGCAGGAUGAAGUGAGAAUGUUGCUUCGUCUCUGCCGUGUUGAUAUUCUUGCAUUAACCGAAACAAAAGGUGGAUAG